UCCAUCCGGCCAUGAUCGAUAUGCUAACCAGCUGGGUUUCUACUGCAGCGGCCCUGGUGCUGCUGAUCUCGGUGCCGGCUGCCGUCUCCGGCGAUCUGCCGAUGAUGAUAGGGCUGCCGGCCUGCAGCACCACCUGCGGUAACGUGAGUGUGCCGUACCCGUUCGGCAUGGGCCCUCGUCGCUGCUACCACUCCCCGGGGUUCAACCUCACCUGCGACUACCCAAGCAAUGGCAAGCCCCCGCGGCUGCUUCUCGGCGACGGCGCAUUCGAGGUCAUCCAUAUCUCCCUCGAAAACAACACAAUGCGCGUCGCUAGCCUCGGACUGCAAGACAUCAACGUGAGCGACUCCGGCGGCCGGUACAGCUGGAGCCUCGGUGGGGUGCCACUGCCGUUCAUCCUCGAGCAGUUCAGCAACGAGUUCAUCCUCUCUGGGUGCAAUGUGCAGGCGACGCUGCUGGCGAACGGGAGCAUCGUCAGUGGAUGCGCCUCUUUCUGCGCACUCACCGUGGAGACGCAGAUCUUGGGGCUGUACGAGCACGACGGCAGUAAGACCUGUUCCAACAUCGGCUGCUGCCAGUCGUCUAUCCUAAUGGGUUACGAGGCCUACGACGUUGAGCUCAAACGGCUAGACCGAGGCCUGCCGGUAGAGAACCUGAUGAAUAGCGGCGUGGACGUGCUGAUCGCCGAGGCGGGUUGGUUUGACGAGAAACUGGCCAUGGAUCUGCAUUCCCCAAACCUAGAGUUUGUCUCGCGGAGGAAGACCGGUCUGCUGGUCCCCGUGAUACUACACUGGGCGGUGCCGCAUGGUGAAGCAUUCACUGACUACGACAAGCGACCAUGCCCUGCCGACGCAGCCCGGGCCACCUGCAAGAGCGUUAACAGCCAGUGCAGAUACGUGGGACAAUCUACGCUCAGAGGGUAUUCGUGCCAGUGCAAGGAGGGCUACGACGGCAACCCUUACAUCACCGCCGGAUGUCAAGAUAUCAACGAGUGUGAUCGGAAAGAAGAACAUAGGUGCUUCGGCGACUGUGAGGAAUUGCCCGGGACAUUCCGGUGCAGAUGCCCCGAAGGGUUCCAAGGCAACUACACCAUACCCGGCGGCUGCUUCAAGUCCGUGAACCCAGGUCACUCUGGUUUAAUCAUUGGUCUGUCGGUUGCUAGUGGCCCAUGCAUGCUAGUUUUGGUUCUUGGCACACUCCUAAUAAUCCGCGAACUUAAGCAACGCAAGGCAAAGGCAUUGAGACGGAAGUUCUUCACUCAAAACCGAGGUCAACUGUUGAAGCAGUUGGUAUCUCAUAGGUCAGACAUCGCAGAGAGGAUGGUAAUUCCGUUAGAGGAGCUACAAAAGGCCACCAACAAUUUUGAUCAAACUCGCAGGCUCGGUGGGGGAGGGCAUGGCACUGUCUACAAAGGGAUAUUAUCAGACUUGCAUGUUGUAGCUAUCAAGAAGUCAAAUAUUGUGGUCAAGAGAGAAAUCGACGAAUUUAUAAAUGAGGUUGCCAUACUGUCGCAAAUUAACCAUAGGAAUAUUGUAAAGCUCCAUGGAUGCUGUCUUGAGUCAGAAGUCCCCUUACUGGCCUAUGAGUUCAUCUCCAAUGGGACCCUUAGUGACCACCUUCACACGGAAGCACCAAGAUCACUACCUUGGGAAGAAAGGUUAAGGAUCACAACUGAAAUAGGCAAAGCUCUUGCUUACCUCCAUUCUGCUGUUACAAUCCCUGUAAUACAUAGAGAUAUCAAGCCUUGCAACAUACUUCUAGACGAUGCCUUGACAGCAAAAGUGUCAGACUUCGGAGCUUCAAGGUACAUUCUUGUGGAUCAAACAGGGGUAGUGGCAACAACUGCGGUGCAAGGAACUAUAGGUUACUUAGAUCCUAUGUACUAUUACACAGGACAACUAACGGAAAGUAGCGAUGUUUAUAGCUUUGGAGUUCUCAUCGUUGAAUUGCUUACUAGGAGGAAGCCAUCUUUGUAUAUAUCUUCAGAAGGCGAUGGGCUUGUCAUGCAAUUUGUUACACUACUUGCAGAAGGCAAUCUUGCAAAAAUAUUGGAUCCUCAAGUUGUGGAGGAGGGAGGUAACGAAGUCAAAGAAGUAGCUACUCUAGCUAUGUCGUGCUUGAAAUUGAGAACACAUGAGCGACCAACCAUGAGACAAGUGGAGAUGGCAUUGGAGGCUCUCCAAACACCCAAAGAAGUAUGUAAUGGCUCCUCAGUGAUUUGAAGACAUAAAAAAGAUGAGGACAGAUAAUCGGAGGAACAAGCAGGAAGGAAGCGAGCAGGCGACAAAGCCUAGGAAAAGGGCUUGUGUUAUCCGCGAGAUUCCAUCGGUCGUUUUGCUUGAUUGUGACUAAGUUUUGAUUUAUGCUGCAAUCCUGCUAUUGUUGUUAGUUGUUCAAUUGCUGAAUCAGUUUGUAUCUUGUAUGAAUUUUCUUUUGUAUAUCUCUUUUGUAUUAUUUAUAUAACUAGCCACGUGGCACUC
Molecule: messenger RNA, 2480 nt
Organism: Lolium perenne
Lineage: Eukaryota; Viridiplantae; Streptophyta; Magnoliopsida; Poales; Poaceae
Product: wall-associated receptor kinase 4-like
Biological process (GO): cell surface receptor signaling pathway; protein phosphorylation
Cellular component (GO): plasma membrane
Molecular function (GO): ATP binding; polysaccharide binding; protein serine/threonine kinase activity
Source: RefSeq, a predicted model, not a curated record